Messenger RNA from Gregarina niphandrodes, 2964 nucleotides. Its product is annotated as putative ATP-dependent RNA helicase. Gene Ontology annotation, cellular component: catalytic step 2 spliceosome; intracellular anatomical structure. Gene Ontology annotation, biological process: spliceosomal complex disassembly. NCBI's taxonomy places the organism in Eukaryota, Apicomplexa, Conoidasida, Eugregarinorida, Gregarinidae. The record is from RefSeq and is a predicted model, not a curated record. Gene Ontology annotation, molecular function: ATP hydrolysis activity; RNA binding. The transcript is spliced from 2 exons. The coding region runs from base 1 to 2964 and encodes 987 amino acids.
AUGUUAAAAAAGUUGGUGGACCUCGCGUUCGUCAACCGAGUGAUAAAGCAAACCAAGCUCGUGUUGAGCGAUGUAGACGACAAUGAUUUGGAGAGUAUAGUGGAGAUGGUAUGUGACGUGGCGGAGAGUUCGGCGACGCGCGAGGCGUUCAUUGCAGCGUCGGAGGAGUGGGAGUUGCCGGUGGAGUUCCGGGAGAGUGUGUGGCGGUUGUGCAGCCGGUUAAGUUCGGCGAAGAACCCGCGGUACCUGGAGCGGUUUCGGGAGACGCGGCACGAGGAGGUGCCGGUACAGGUUUUGUCAAGUUUUCCGGGGUUAUCAUUAUCAAAUUGCACACCUGCCUGUCUGCAGGAAGAGCCGUCCCGAGGGGAGGGAGAAGUGCCGUUGGGCUUGGGUCCGAUGAGUGGGAUUCCGUUGGAGCUCAUGGAGGGUCUGCAGGUGGCACAGGAAGAUGAAGAGGACGACGAGGGAGGGUGGGGACGCAGUUCAGGGGGUGGCAACUCAACGGGUGGUAACUCAGUAAGGGGCGACGCGGGAAGAAUGGGUAGGCGGAAGCGGCCGUUGAGCGACUACGAGCGUUGGGAGUUGAUGCAGUUACAGGCGAGUGGAGUGGCAUGCGAGACGGUGGUGGAGGCGCCGCCGGCGCUGGAAGAGAGUGUGUUGGUUGACAUCGAGGUGCGUGCGGUGGAGCCGAAGUUUUUGAAAGGUCAAACGGUACGUAGCGGUGUGAAGGCGGACGGCGUUUCGUUGUUGGGGGCGCCGGACGGCACUCUGGCGAGGUCGGCGGCGACGAGUGGCGUUCUGGCACGAGAGCGGCGUGAAGCAGCUCGUGAAUCGCAGCAGGAUCGUGGACGGCCGUGGGAAGCGAGCAACGAGCGGGCUUUGCGCCGGCAGAGAAGGUUCGUGGACCUGCGAUCAUUGGGCCCACGAGAGGACAAGUCAAUAGCGCAAAGACGGAGAGACUUGCCCAUUUUCAGUCUGCGUCGAGAGUUGUUGGACGCGGUGGCGAACCACCAGGUGUUGGUGAUGAUUGGCGAAACGGGCAGCGGCAAGACCACGCAGUUGCCCCAGUACUUGGCGGAGGCGGGGUACGGGGAGCGGGGUAUCGUGGCUUGUACGCAGCCACGAAGAGUAGCUGCCACCUCGAUCGCACAACGGGUGGCCGACGAAUACGGCUGCCGACUAGGUCAGGAGGUUGGGUACACCAUCCGGUUUGACGAUAUGAGCAGCGCGGAUACCCUAAUUAAGUAUAUGACCGAUGGCAUUCUGCUGCGUGAGUGUGUGCUCGACGUCUCGCUGCCCAAAUAUUCGGUCAUAAUCCUCGACGAAGCACACGAACGGACUAUCGCCACAGACGUGUUGUUUGGCCUGCUUAAAACGCUCGUGACCAAACGACCUGAUCUAAAACUUAUCAUUACUUCCGCCACUCUCGACGCGGAAAAAUUUAGCGCCUAUUUCAACGACGCACCAAUCUUCAUCAUACCUGGACGUUCCUACAAAGUCGAUAUUUACUACUCUAAAACCGCCGAACCCGACUACCUCGAGGCCGCUCUGCUCACGGUAAUGCAAAUCCACUUGACCGAGCCGGCGGGCGACAUCUUAGUCUUCCUUACCGGACAGGAAGAGAUCGAAAGCGCCUGUGCCGCAUUGCACAACCGUAUGGAGGCUCUUGCGGACCAGGAUCCGCCGCCCCUCAUCAUCCUGCCCGUGUACGCCUCGCUGCCAUCAGAAAUGCAGACUCUUAUUUUCGAACCCCCGCCUCCCGGGUCCCGAAAGUGCGUGGUAGCCACCAACAUUGCAGAGGCCUCCCUCACCAUCGAUGGCAUUAAAUUUGUCGUAGAUCCGGGCGUCGCUAAAGUGAAAGUCUACUCCGCCAAAACGGGCAUCGAGUCCCUCACCGCUGUCCCCAUUAGCCAGGCCAACGCCAAACAACGAAGCGGUCGCGCAGGACGUACUGGACCGGGCAAGUGCUUCAGACUUUACACGGAAGACGCCUUUAACAACGAAAUGCUACCCACCGCUGUCCCAGAAAUCCAGAGGUCGGAACUCUGCUCCACUGUUCUACAACUUAAGGCUUUGGGUGUCAAUGAUUUACUUCAUUUUGAUUUUAUGGACGCUCCCCCGGUUGUUAAUCUGAUUCAAGCCCUCGAAACUCUGUAUGAGCUUAAGGCACUGGACGACGAUGGAUAUCUUACCACACUCGGGAAACGCAUGGCCGAAUUCCCCAUGGAACCGCAGAUGGCAAAGACAUUGCUUGCGGCAUUGGAUUUGGAUGUAGGAACAGAACUCAUCACCAUAAGCAGCAUGCUUCAAAUAGAGAAUAUAUUUUAUAGACCACGAGAUAAACAGGAGCAGGCAGAAACCAAAAAAGGACAAUUUGUGAGCAUCGAUGGGGAUCAUAUUACAUAUCUAAAUGUUUACAAUGCCUGGAGUGAGAGCGCAUUUAGCAAAUCAUGGUGUUACGAGAAUUUUAUCCAAUAUUCAAGCAUGAGGAAAGCUCAAGAAAUAAGGAAACAACUCAUCAAUAUAUUAUGCCGAUAUUCCCCGAAGUUCAGGGACAGUAUAAGAUUCGAAAAUCAAUCUAGCACGCGCGUGUCCAAACGAAAAUCAGAGAAAAUUCGACAGGCUAUAUGCGCUGGAUAUUUCAGAAAUGUCGCCAAAAAGGAUCCCCAAGAAGGGUACAAAACCUUGCUGGAAGAUCAACAAGUUUUCUUGCAUCCCAUGAGCAGUAUUUACUCAAUACAAAGCCAGUAUGUCCUCUAUCAUCGAUUAAUGCUAACAACGAAGGAGUACAUCAAAGACUGCUGUGUAAUAAAUCCAAAAUGGCUUACAGCCAUUGCUCCGCAUCUGUUCGAAGAGACAAAUCCGAAUAAAUUAACUGCGAAAAAGUUGAAGGAUAAAAUUCAACCUCUUGCUAACAGACAUGAAGACCCGAACGCCUGGAGGUUGAGCAGACGAAGGAUUUGA